CAUUGUUGCUUAGUUUUUCUUCUUUGUCAUUUUGCAAGCAUCCAUGACCCGAAGUCUCCAAGAAAUCUCCGAAAGAACCUUUCGGAUCGGCCUAGUGUAGUUACUUUCCUUUGUUUUUUUUUUCAACGAGGGUUUCUCCAUGCUUAAUUGUGACCGAGCAUUUGUAUUCAAAAUGUCUGUAGUGCCCACAUUCAAAUCACAUAGUGCGUAAUCCCUCAUAUUUAACUAUUCUUACUCUUCUUUUGAUUAUGUACUUGGAUGUGAGUCUUUCCAUAGAUCAAUUUCCACACAUAUGCCCGCAUAAUUCUACCUAAAACCGUUUGUUGUAUUGUAGCCAAUUUUUUCACUCGUCCUAGUUUGUAACCAAUAUCUAGGAGAAAAUCUUUAUCAAAAUAUGCAAGGGGAAGGCGGGGGAGACUUAACCAGACUAUAGGUCUAUUUAUUGAAUUGAAAAAGGGUAAAAAUUCAGCCUCCAUGGCUCCGGUGCAACAUAGUGGUCUUCAAUUGUCUAAGACCCUCCAUAGAGAGAGCUCUAUCGUGAUCCAAUUGUGAAUAAAAAAUUACUUGAUAGUAUCCAUUCCUGAUGUUCUCGAUUUUAAUUCGACUCGACUUAGCCAACAACCUCUAGAGUUUCAUGUUGAUGAGGCAAAGGGAAAAUUCUUACCCAUGACUCCAAAGGUGAUUUCACGGUUCUAGUGAUUGUGAAUAUUCACGUUUGUUCUCUUUUUAUGUGGAUUGUCGGUCAGUUGGAUCAUUAUCCCUGUCUUCUUUGUCUGAUUCAUUCGACAUUAAUUCAUCACCCUCUGGGAUAUCAAUUGGCGCGUUGAUCCUCAAACCACAAGCAAUCGUUUUAGGAAACCUUUGCUCGCUUCGAUACCAAGUCCCUCACAGAAACCAAGUUCUCUGCUUCUUUGCCCAACUCUUCAUAGCUUCUUGCUUAGUCUUGUGCUCUCGUCGUUUCAACAACGUAUUCCAAUAACCCCUUCGCCUGAAAAGCCUACACUUGUGAUUGCCUUUGCUUUCUUGCUUGGUUGUACAGACGAUGAAUUUGAGAACCAUCGUACGGUUACAAGCAAUGUUCAUCAUCUGCCAUCGAAGGCUCACCUCCAACGAUUAUUAACGCGAAAAAGUGUAGAGGGAAAAUAGGAGAGACUAGAAAACUCUCUCUUUGUUUCUCGACCUUUCCCAUAGCAAUCUUGAGAUCACCCUGAUGAAUGACAUGAAUUGAAUAAUUUUCUCAUUGAUGGGACACAGUAAAUCAUAGAAUUUCUUCGAAUUUACAAAUGCUGCAAAUCUAUCCCAAGAUUUUUCAAAACUCAGAUUGUGACCUAAACUAUUUUUGAAUUACAAUAAGGAAACCACUUCAAAGAAUAGGAUCGGAUUCCAGGCAGAUGAAAACGAUCUUGGGUUUCUAAAUUCUCGCAACGAAUAGUUGGCUCGGAUUGAGCAUAUUUCAGAUUGACAUGACUAUAAUACCCCUGAUAAACAAAUCGCCUAAUUUUCCCGCAACAGUUAUAAAAAAUAUCCAGUCGGGAACACAAAAGCGCCGGCAGAGAGAUCAGAGCGAGAAGAGAGAAGAUGGCAUCUACGGAGACGACGGCGGCGGCGAAACCAGAGACGCCGGCGAUAGUGCACAACGAGAAGGAAGGGAAGUUCGAGACGGAGGACAAGGAGGCCUACCUCCAGUACGUGAUGCGGAAAGAGAAAGUAAUGGACAUCAUCCACACCUUCGUCCCUCCAUCGAAGCGAGGCCUCGGUAUGGCUUCUCACCUCUGCGCCGCCGCCUUCCGCCACGCCGGCACCAAUUCCAUCUCCGUCAUCCCCUCUUGCUCCUACGUCUCCGACACAUUUCUUCCUCGGAACCCAUCGUGGGGAUCGAUUGUACACUCCGGAGAUCCCAAAUCCAGCAUAUAGCGAAGACGCUGUAACCACCUGUAUCGAAUUUCGGAUUCAAGAAGACGACCAAUGAACUGUAAUAAGUUCACACUCGCCCACUACGAUCGAGGAAGUUCCAACUCUGUUGGAGAUCUUGGAGCAUCUUCACCUGUGUAGAUGGACAGCUAUGUAAUGUCAUGCUGAAUUUCACAUUUCAUACAUUGAAAUGAUUAUGAAUAUGAUGCGAUGAUUCAGUUCCAAGCAAUAGCAUCGUCUUUUCGACUUUACAGACAAGAUCCGAACUCAAAACCAGCUCCGACUAGUUAUUGUACAAUUCAAAAGCUCAAACUGUUCUACAAUACCUACAACCAGAGCGCGACAACGGCCAGAUCAAAACUUGUUUCAAAGGAUGGCUGAGAUUACAAGUUUUUUUCACAACAACAAACACACUUUGCUGUUUUGGAGACCGAUAGCCCUAUUAUUACCGUCACUUUGAAAAGGAUUUUAUGCUGCUAACAUACAGAGAAUACAUAUUUACCGAAGGG
Linum trigynum is the source of this 2420-nucleotide messenger RNA. The record is from the annotation of a GenBank genome assembly. Lineage: Eukaryota; Viridiplantae; Streptophyta; Magnoliopsida; Malpighiales; Linaceae.